AUGGCUAGAAAACCUAACAGCGCCACUCCCAACAAUGGCCAGGUUAAGCGGCCUGGUGCUCAAGCAACUUGUUUCAAACUUGGUCAGCAACACAUCAAGCACAUCAACUCGUACAUGCCACAGUUCAAACAGCAAGUUUACGCCCUUGAUCCCCAGUUGAAAGGCAAUUGUCAGGAACUUACCGACUGGAAGAAGGCAACGGCUAAGGAAAUUCUCGAACACGAAGUCUUUGCCGAUAUUCGAGGCCGCAUCCCCACGGAAUCAGCCGCACAGAGUGACCUGACCUCCCUCAUCACUGAUAGCUUGGAUGACUGUGACGAUGGUGGGGCCAAACCGAAGGCCGAAACCUACACUGCCUGGGUCCAGGCGAUCAUGCGACGCUUUACAAACUACUUCACUCAUCAUAUUGUCAACAAGGAAGGAAGGCAUUCCGGCAGCGGCAAUGGGGCAUCGCCAGAGGUGGAACAAAAACUGGACACAAUGAUUCAAAGUGCCACCGCCAUCUUCAUGGGCGAUUUCUCUCCACGUGAACUAUUUGCCGGAGAGAAUGAGGAUGCCAUCAAAUCAAAGAUGCAAGAGCUUUCGGUAGAGUUCCUGGCACUCAUGGGUGGUGGUCUGAGGAACAAAGCGGUGGCUGUCCUUUGGGCUAUGGCAGAUCAGGACCUUUGGAAAGCGAAGGCUAAGGAGCUUCUCGCUGAUGUCGACAUGAAUCGUGAACAUUUCCCUCUACUUAUGGCAAGGUUCCUCGAGACGCUCUGCUCUCGUGGCUGUGUUGGGACUGUCUAUACCAGUUUUUCCUACGCAGUCAGGAGCACCAACGAUGGGAUUAAGGCCCUCACAGUCUAUGCCGGUUUUGACAGCACCAAGAAAGCGCUUUUGGCGCUGAAGCCAAACAACCACGAGGCACAGGCUGAUGCACUCAAAGUCUGCCACUCCGUCUCAGUUGAUCGAACUCCUGACUGCAUAUCUCAAUGCCGUGUGGGCAUUUUAUGGUCUGCCGAGCUGGGUACGGUGCCACCCAUACCUUGGAAAAAGGUGGCAUUAAAACCUCAAGACUAUUAUGACACUACGAAGUACCCAUUCCCAGUGUCCCUCAAAGAUCCAAAGAGCUACGAGACCAUGCCUGGCAACGUCUACAUCCUCUUCGGUUUCCUCUCAGUACUCUCACCCCCAUUCAUGUUUCAAUUGCAUCAGGAACCAUCCAACAUCUCCGUGCAGACUCAGUCUUCCACCUUAUCUCCAACACCUCCCAAAGUCGCGCCCUCUACGUCAUCAGACCCACAAAUCCCACUUCAAGUCGCGAGUAGCCCUGAGACCAGCAUAACCCUUGGCAAACAUGCAGAAGCUAUGACUGCGACAGUCGGACCUGGAGAUCCUUUCCAUGCUAUCCAGAAUCUCAUUGCGGAGGUGCCUGAGGUGGGCAGUGCUGCCCUGACACCUGGGUUAUCAGUUGCACCUCAAGCUACUCUACCAGCACCUUCGGUCGCUCCCAAGUCCAAGUGUCCAGGUCGGCCACCGAAAGACAAGAAAAAAAAGGAUCCCAGUGCUUCUGACAGUUUGAAGAGGGCGUUGGAUAGUGCUUGGCAUGAGACAGGUGGGCAAAAGAAGCGCAAGAAACACAUCGGCUGGGCCUACAUUGAUGAACAGGGCAAUGAGGUCGAUGAGGAGAUCGCUCUCGCUGCAUAG
Molecule: messenger RNA, 1686 nt
Organism: Cyclocybe aegerita
Lineage: Eukaryota; Fungi; Basidiomycota; Agaricomycetes; Agaricales; Hemipholiotaceae
Source: the annotation of a GenBank genome assembly